Messenger RNA from Punica granatum (pomegranate), 2549 nucleotides. The record is from RefSeq and is a predicted model, not a curated record. Lineage: Eukaryota; Viridiplantae; Streptophyta; Magnoliopsida; Myrtales; Lythraceae.
UCGUUUUCAGAAUCUGUGUUUUCUCAGUCCGAAACGAAGUGCAUGCUCUAUCGGAAGAGAAAGAACAUAAUAAACUCGAUUUUGUGUGUGAGUGUGUGCGUGUCUUCUUUCUCCCCCUCCCCUCAAAUUUAUUAUUGAUGAAGGGUGGAGUUCACCUGAGAAGUGUGGUGAACUGAGGUGCGGGACCAAUCUCCUGGGGAAGUUGAUCGGCUCCGUAUCGUGCAUUAAUCAAGCUAGUUGCUUUACAUAAAUGACAAAAGGUUUUCGCGACAAGCCAAGUUCCCUGACGAGUCAAGUGAUCUCCCAAUUGGUGUUUGCACGGAUCGACACUCACUCUUCUCCAUCGCCGGAGUCCUGUGAGGAACCGGGCUACAUAAUCUUCUCAGCCACCAAGUUUCGCAAGAGAGAGAACCUUCCAUCUUUACCAUGGAGCCGAGCAACUGCAGCCGUGAGGUUGAGCUGAAGGCUAGGGAGGAACCUGCAGCGAAGGGAGCUGAUUCGGAGAUAGGCAUGAGCUUGAGCUUCGAUGGAAGCGAUAAUCAGAAGCCCGAUGGGGAGGAGAUUAUUUCGAAAAACCGCAAAACUGGAGGGUGGAAAUGCACCAUAAUCUUGCUAACGAACCAAGCUCUAGCGACUCUGGCGUUCUUCGGGGUGGGGGUGAACUUGGUGCUUUUCCUUACUAGGGUGAUGGGGCAGGACAACGCGAGUGCAGCCAACAGCGUGAGCAAGUGGACGGGGACGGUUUACCUCUGCUCUCUCAUUGGUGCCUUCCUCAGUGACUCCUACUGGGGUCGGUACUUGACCUGCGCCAUCUUCCAAGUCAUCCUCGUCCUGGGGCUAGCACUUCUGUCGAUCUCGUCGAGUAUGUUCUUGCUCAAGCCCAAAGGAUGCGGGGAUGGGGACCUGGAAUGCAUGCCUACAUCUUCGGUCGGGGUCGCAAUGUUUUAUCUGGGAAUCUACCUCAUAGCCUUCGGGUACGGGGGCCACCAGCCCACAGUUGCCACAUUCGGGGCCGAUCAAUUUGAUGACUCGGAACCAAAGGGAAAGUCCAACAAGGCGGCCUUCUUCUGCUACUUCUACUUUGCGCUCAACGUGGGAUCCCUCUUCUCCAACACCGUGCUCGUGUACUAUGAGGACACGGGGGAGUGGACACUCGGGUUCCUCGUAUCAGGGGGUGCCGCUGUGUUGGGCCUGGCAGCAUUCUUAGCAGGGUCAAGGCGGUACCGGUACGUUAAGGCAUGGGGAAACCCGAUCCCACGGGUCACACAGGUAUUUGUUGCAGCCUUCAGGAAGUGGAGAGUCGAUGUUGCUAAGGAAGGUGAGCUCUACGAGGUGGAAGGGUCUGCUUCUGCCAUUAAAGGGAGCAGGAAGAUUCUUCAUAGCAAUGAGUUCGGUUUCAUGGACAAGGCGGCGACCAUAACCGAAGCCGACUUGCAGGGUCCGAGCAAUCCGUGGCGGUUAUGCACCGUGACUCAAGUCGAGGAAGCCAAGUGCGUCCUCAGGAUGAUGCCAGUUUGGCUCUGCACGAUAAUUUACUCUGUGGUCUUCACCCAGAUGGCCUCCCUCUUCGUCGAGCAGGGAGAUGUGAUGAACACCAAAAUAGGAAACUUUAAAAUCCCGGCGGCGAGCAUGUCCACAUUCGAUAUAUGCAGCGUCCUCAUCUGCACAGGAAUAUAUCGCCAGUUCCUGGUUCCAUUGGCAGGGCGGCUGAGCGGGAACCCCAAAGGUCUGACUGAGCUCCAGAGGAUGGGGAUCGGGUUGAUAAUCGGGAUGCUGGCCAUGGUUGCCGCAGGGGCCACGGAGAUUGGACGGCUCAGGCAUGUCGAGCCCGGAGAGAAAGCAAGCUCCCUAAGUGUGUUUUGGCAGAUCCCGCAGUAUGCUCUUGUGGGGGCAUCAGAGGUGUUCAUGUAUGUCGGGCAGCUCGAGUUCUUCAAUGGCCAAGCUCCGGAUGGGAUCAAGAGCUUUGGGAGCUCGCUCUGCAUGGCCUCGAUCUCGCUAGGGAACUAUGUGAGCAGCAUGCUCGUGAGCAUGGUGAUGGGGAUUACAGCUCGUGGAGAGAGCCCAGGAUGGAUCCCAGAGAGCCUUAACUCGGGCCACAUAGACCGGUUCUACUUCCUCCUUGCAGCCCUGACAGCGAUCGACUUUGUGAUCUACCUAUUCUGCGCGAAAUGGUAUAAAGCCACCAACUUCGACGGAGGUGACAAGGAAGUCGACGAGAUUGUAAAGGAAGAAGAAGUCAUUAGUAAAGUCUAGGAAGGUUGAGAUAGUUACUCGGUCAUCAAGUAGAGCCUAUGCGGUUCCAUUUUCCGGUUUCUUUCGAAGAUUAUGGCGUCAAUGCAAAUGAAUUUCCUCCUCCGGAGACCGACCCAUUUUAGGACUAGUAAUUCCGAAUAAGUGAACAGCAUGUUCAAAGAACAGGAGGAUAUAAUGAUCUUGCUUCUGUGCUUCUAUGGAUCCACCAUUUGUGCUGUCAGCUGUCGGCUAGUUACCAUUCCUUCUCAUCGUUUGUUGUACUACACCGACCGAAUAAAACUUCUUAGUUGAUACCA